Molecule: messenger RNA, 891 nt
Organism: Macadamia integrifolia
Lineage: Eukaryota; Viridiplantae; Streptophyta; Magnoliopsida; Proteales; Proteaceae
Product: RNA-binding protein Musashi homolog 2
Molecular function (GO): RNA binding
Source: RefSeq, a predicted model, not a curated record
AUUCUGUUGACAACUUGAUGUCUGAUACACAUGAGCUGGGUGGUUCGACUGUUGUUGUGGACAGGGCUACUCCUAAGGAGGAAGACUUCAAGCCAGCUAGAGUGACACAGGGUGGAUAUGGUGCAUACAAUGCUUAUAUUAAUGCAGCCACUAGAUAUGCCGCACUGGGUGCUCCAACAUUGUAUGAUAAUCCAGGCUCGGGUUAUGGAAGAGCAGAACCAAAUCGAGGAAUGGGUAAGAAGAUAUUCAUUGGCAGGCUUCCACAGGAAGCAAGUGUUGAAGAUCUCCGUCAAUAUUUUGGCAAAUUUGGCCGUAUUUUAGAUGUUUAUGUUCCCAAGGACCCAAAGAGAACUGGACAUAGAGGAUUUGGAUUUGUAACGUUUGCUGAAGAUGGUGUAGCGGAGCGUGUUUCCCGAAGACCUCAUGAGAUUUGUGGUCAGCAGAUUGCCAUAGAUUCAGCCACGCCACUUGAUGAAGCUGCUCCAAGUGGAAGUUACACGAUGGAGGGUACUGAUCUAUAUGGGGGCUACGGUGGCCCUAUGCGUACUUAUGGCAGGAUGUAUGGGAGCCUGGAUUAUGAUGAUUGGGGCUAUGGCAGUACAGGGCCUACAGGUGGAAGACCUUCAAGGAUGGACGUGCGGUACAGGCCAUACUAGAUGGGAAAAGUUAUUUUUCUUGACAAAUUGCCAAUUUUAGCGGAUCAUAUAUUAUAUGGUUCAGGAUCAAAUCAAAUUUCUAUCUGUAGCUUUUAUUCAGGAAAUUUAUACCUUAUUUUUAGUUGCUCAGUAAAUUUCUUUGAAUCAUGUAGCAUGGAGAUUUUACAUUAGUAGAAUUUGUCGUCAGUUACUUUCUUUUGUUUUCCUCAAAAAGAGUGAAAGAGGGGUUCCAGCA